Molecule: messenger RNA, 1281 nt
Organism: Effrenium voratum
Lineage: Eukaryota; Dinophyceae; Suessiales; Symbiodiniaceae
Source: the annotation of a GenBank genome assembly
AUGGAUGUGCUUUUGCUUUCCCAAGAGUCCCUGAACCUCUUGCUCGACGGUCGAGCCUCCGGGCUCUUGCGAGGGACGUUCACUCCAAAGCGCGGAGAUGCCUUGCUGGAUUCCUUUUUUUUGCAUGUUUGGACUUCCCUGGGGCUGCCUUCCCAAGCAGAGCUCCAGGCAACGAGCCAGCUCCAGCUUUGCCAGUUGCAUUUUUGCUGUGCGGACAGUCCGAAUCAAGAUAUUUGGCUGGGGUUGGCUGCCGUUGGAGAUGUUGUGGCACGAGCCCGCCUGGUUGCGGCGCACAAGUUGGAUGAGCCGGGACUGCGGCGUGCAGGGGAAGCUUUGCUGGAGCAACAGAAACGGCUGUGCUAUGGAACCCCUCACUUGUGGGAGCUUGACCAAGUCGAGCAGCUCGCGGAGCCUUGGAGGAUUUCAAGCGCGGCGCGCAAGGGAUGCGCGCAGUGGAUUCCAGCGCGUCGCUGGCAGUCACAGCAUCCUGAGCCCGUCAAGCGGAAACAGUCCGGUGUCACGAGAGCUUGGCCAAAGAGGUUUCCCAGAAAACCUAGAUCUGACGGACAAGGCCCUGACCUUCCGCAAGGCUUGCUGCUGAAGCAAAGACGGCCAAAGAAAGGUAAACGGGAAAAGCGACUCAGCAGGAACGCCCCCGCAAACCCUCAAGAUGCCAUUUCUCUGGAUCGACAUGGCCAGGGUGCAGACUUGUCCCAGCGGCUGAGAGCAGGGAGAACUUUGCCCAGACUGCGACAUCUGGCCAGCAUGAGCUUGUUUUACCACAGACAACCCUUCGAUGCCCCGUCCGAUCCUCGUCCAGGACGCUGUGCGCUUUUACGAGGGAACCCUUGCUUCAUCGUCUCCACCUUCCAGCGCAGGAAAGUGCCCAUGGCAGAUGUUCUUCCAUUGCAGGAGACGCUGGAUGAUGCGAUCCUGACUGCCUCUCGAGCAGACAUAGAGACGUGCGCGCAAAGAGACUUGCAAGAUGUGGGCUGCAAGCGCGUGCAGAUUCAACCACGAAAUCUUCGGAAGGGCCGGCUGCGUUUCAAUGUCUUGCCUGCUGCGUGUGAGCCUGGACUGCAAGCAAGUGCAGAACGACCGACUGCCCCAGCCGCCGCUGGGGAAAUUAUCCGUGUGGAGCCAGCUGCUGCCUCAAGAGCUCGCUUGUGGACGGGCGCUGGCAUCAGGUCGUGGUCCGACGAGAUCUUAGUCAGCGAGCAAUCUUUUGGCUUGACACCCCGCUGCCAUAUUUGCUGGAUACGCGGCCGGAGCGGUGCUUGA